AUGGGACAGGCACUGGCUAUCAAGAGCUGUGAUUUACAAGCAGCAAGAAAUAAUGAAGAGCACCACACCAAGGCCAUCAGCUCAAAGAAACUAAUCUUAAGGAGAGGACAGUCCUUCACCAUCACCCUGCACUUUCGUGCUCCAGUCCACUCUUUUAUAUCUACCCUGAAGAAGGUAGCCCUCAUUGCACAAACUGGAGAGCAGCCUUCUCAGAGCAAUAAGACCCAAGUCAUAUUUCCCGUCUCUAGUAAGAGGGACCAAAAGUCGUGGUAUGCAGCAGUAGAGGAGAGAGAUGCCACAUCCUGGACCUUAUCUGUGAUAACACCUGCAGAUGCCAUCAUUGGUCACUACUCACUCCUGCUUCAGGUCUCCGGCAGGACACAACACACCCUGGGACACUUCACACUGCUCUUUAACCCCUGGUGUAAAGAGGAUGCUGUGUUCCUGGAGAAUGAAGCUCAACGCAAGGAGUACUUGUUGAACCAGAAUGGCCUUAUCUACCUGGGCACGGCUGACUGCAUCGAGACAAAGCCUUGGGACUUUGGCCAGUUUGAGCGAGAUACCCUCAACCUCAGCCUCAGCUUGCUGGGUAUGGACAAGGAGGUGAAGAAGUGGAGCAAUCCAGCGUAUGUGGCACAGAUAUUGGGCGCCUUGCUACACGCUCUCAAGGAGAAGAAUGUUUUGCCCAGCUCACGAACUCACGUUCCCCCAGAAGAAAGCUUGCCAAACAAGUGCCGAGGCAGUGUGUCCAUCCUUCAUCAGUGGCUCACAGGCCAAGGGCGACCUGUGUAUGAUGAUCAGGCCUGGGUGUUAGCCGCUGUGACCUGUACAGUGCUGCGCUGCCUAGGAAUACCUGCCCGUGUCAUCACCACGUUCUCCUCAGCCCAGGGAACCAACGGAGAGCUGCUCAUAGAUGAGUACUACAAUGAGGAGGGGCUUCAGAUUGGAGAAAGCCAAAAAGGCAGAAUCUGGAUCUUCCAGACUUCCACAGAGUGUUGGAUGGCACGGCCUGUUUUGCCCAAACGCUAUGGAGGAUGGCAGAUUCUGUUCCCAAGUCAUUCUAAAGGAGGUGAAGUCCUGGAGGGCUGUGACCUGGUCCCAGUCAGAGCGGUCAAAGAGGGCACACUGAGUCUGAAGAGUGCCAUAUCACUGAGGCUGAACCAUGCCAUAUCACAGCUUUUUGCUUCAGUAAACGCCAAGUGUGUGGUCUGGAAAUGCUGUGAGGAUGGGACACUGGAGCUGACUGACUCCAGCACCAAGUAUGUUGGCAAUAACAUCAGCACCAAGGGUGUGGGAAGCGACCGCUGUGAGGACAUCACACAGAACUACAAGUAUCCUGAAGGAUCUCUUCAGGAGAAAGAGGUGCUAGACAGAGUCAAGAAAGAGAGAAAGAAAUAUAGGAGAGACAACAGCAUCAGUCCUCCCAGUCUUGAGACUAUAGAUCCUUUGUACCUGUUUUUGGAAGCACCCAGCUCCCUGCCUCUGAGAGGUGAUGCCCAGUUCUCUGUGACUCUGAUUAACCCCAGCAAUCAGGAGAAGACAGUGAAGCUGACAAUUGGGGUCCAGGCCAUGUACUACAAUGGUGUCCCUGCUGCUGAGCUCUGGAAGGAGAAGCUGCCCCUCACACUCAGCGCCAACUUGGUAAAGAGAAUAACCAACAGCCUCUUCUUCUCCAAUUUUGAGCAAAACCCACCUGAGAAUAGCUUCCUCAGACUCACUGCUAUGGCAACACACUUGGAGUCCAACCUCAGCUGCUUCGCUCAGGAAGACAUUGCUAUUUGCAGACCACUUCUUGCCAUUGAGAUGCCAGAGACAGUGAAGCAAUAUCAACCUCUUAAGAUCUCAGUCAGCAUCCAUAACUCUUUAGAUAUGCCCAUGAAGAACUGCUUGAUUACCAUCUUUGGAAAAGGGCUAAUUCACCAAGAGAAAACUUAUAGAUUAAGUUCAGUGCGGCCUGGAAAUGCUCUGAAAACCCAGUUCCAGUUUACACCAACACACGUGGGACUCCAGAGAUUAACAGUGGAAAUGGACUGCAAUAUGUUCCAGAACCUAACCAACUACAAAAAUGUCAGGGUGGUAGACCCUGAACAUCCAGCUUAA
Elephantulus edwardii (Cape elephant shrew) is the source of this 2100-nucleotide messenger RNA. It is a transcript of the gene EPB42, whose product is annotated as erythrocyte membrane protein band 4.2. The coding region runs from base 1 to 2100 and encodes 699 amino acids. Gene Ontology annotation, biological process: peptide cross-linking. Gene Ontology annotation, molecular function: protein-glutamine gamma-glutamyltransferase activity. The transcript has 13 exons. Lineage: Eukaryota; Metazoa; Chordata; Mammalia; Macroscelidea; Macroscelididae. The record is from RefSeq and is a predicted model, not a curated record.